AUGAGUAUGUUGAUUGUUGUUCUAAUGGGCGUUCUCAGCAUAGUUGAUGGUCUGUCCACAUACACGGCAACUCCGGGCGGUAAAGAGAGGAACGAGUCACAUGUCUCGGCAUUGUUUGUGUUGGGGGAUUCCUCGGUUGAUUGUGGAGACAACACUCUGUUCUACCCCUUGCUUCACGGUCGUCUCUCUUUGUAUCCAUGUAACGGCUCUGACGCCACCCUUCUUCCUCAACUUCUUGCUGAGAAGAUGGGCUUCACAUCAAUCCGGCCAUUUUAUGGUCAAAAUGGAUCACUGGAGGAGGUUCUUGGUGGUCUUAACUUCGGGUCAACACAAGCUACGAUCAUGAACCAGGGACGCUACAGCCAUCAGUCUCUCAACCAACAACUACGCCAGGUUUCCGAAACAAUGCAGCUGUUGCAACUGCAGCUGAGUGAGGACACUGCUCUCCAAUUUACAAAAUCCUCCAUCUUUUUCCUCUCCUUUGGCAAGGAAGAUUACAUUGAGCUAUUCCUCCAUAACUCUUCCGGUUCCAACCAAACGUUCCAGCAGGGUGCCCAAUAUUUUGCUACCAUUUUGGUCAACCAAAUGGCAAAUGCUGCUAGGUAUCUUUAUAAUGCAAAUGCAAGGAAAAUCACAUGUUUGGGAAUCCUGCCUUUGGGAUGCACACCUCGUUUGGCGUGGCAGUUGAAUAGCACGACAUCAGCUGGAGAUUAUAAUGCAAACGGUUGUGUGGAACAUGUCAAUGACAUGAUCUUUGAAUACAAUAGAUUGCUGGAUGAGCAAAUAGACAAGCUUAAUACAGAAUUUACUGAUGCUCAGAUAGUGUUCUGUGAUGUAUACAAUGGAAUGAUGGAGAUUAUCAACCGGCCAAGGCUUUAUGGUUUUGAAGAUGUGAAGAGAGCAUGUUGCGGACUUGGUUUGAAUGGUGCCAUGAUAGGGUGCAUCUCCGUGGACAUGGCCUGUGAUCAAGCUUCAACUCAUGUUUGGUGGGAUUUGUUCAACCCUACACAAACAGUCAACAAAAUCCUAGCUGAUGCAGCCUGGUCUGGCCAACCAAUUGCCGAUCUUUGUCGCCCUAUCAGCAUCCAUGAGCUAGCUAGCAUGAAAGUCUAG
Molecule: messenger RNA, 1113 nt
Organism: Sphenostylis stenocarpa
Lineage: Eukaryota; Viridiplantae; Streptophyta; Magnoliopsida; Fabales; Fabaceae
Source: the annotation of a GenBank genome assembly